Messenger RNA from Toxoplasma gondii ME49, 4248 nucleotides. RefSeq names its product DEAD/DEAH box helicase domain-containing protein. Bases 808 to 3798 code for a protein of 996 amino acids. Gene Ontology annotation, molecular function: nucleic acid binding; ATP binding. Lineage: Eukaryota; Apicomplexa; Conoidasida; Eucoccidiorida; Sarcocystidae. The record is from RefSeq and is a predicted model, not a curated record. Gene Ontology annotation, cellular component: nucleus. Gene Ontology annotation, biological process: rRNA processing. The transcript has 12 exons.
UCCCGCCUCUCCCGCCGCGUUCCUCGCUGUUUGAGGCUGCUCGCCUGAGGCGUCUCGACCUGCAGAGGCCAGGUCUGUUCCGCGGAGAAGAAAAAAUUCUUUGGGGAAUCGAAGCCCCGUGCCUCGGCGGAAACCACGGACUUUUCGCCUCGGAACAAACGCAUGCGACUUCCAGGGUGCUUCUUUGCUCACCGAGUCCGCAGUUUUCGCAGCAUGCGCGCUUGCAUGGUGGGGCAGAGGCAUUCCUCUGGAAAAAUAAAGAAAGUCUGGAAAUGUGGACCAGAGACCAGCUACUUUAUUCCUCUUCUCUUACCGACGCCUCAGCUUCUCUCCCGGUUCUCGUCGGACUUCUCCCUCCUCUUAGCUCCGUUUUCCUCGCCGGUUUCUCUAAGCGUUAUGGCAACAGUCGCAACGCCGAUAUAAUACUCGAGAGCAGCGCGUCUUCUCUCCACUUCGUUCGUCGCUUGUCUUCCUUUCUUCUUUCCCUCUCCUUUUCUCUUGAGUCUUCCUCUCCUUUCCCUACAGUGUCGCCGUUUUUUCCUCGACGCGCGAAGGCGAGAGCAAACGCCGCCUGGGUCUCUGGGCUUUCAGAGACACUCUUGCGAGACCCAGGGGAGACCCGGCGAGAUCAAGAAAAACGAGAUCUCGAGGCAACCGAGAGAAAUCGAGGAAAGGGGAGACUGAGAAGAACGUGGGAGAUCGAGAACAGCCUACAGGGCUCACAAGACCUUCGCGAGAAGCAAGAGAGACCAGUCCGAACGAGAAAAAGACGAGGGAAACAGAGAGCAGCUUCGUCCGCGUGCAGCCAUGGCGAAAGAGAGGCUGAUACGCGGGGGCGGCUCUGCCUCGCGCGGCGUCGGCAAAAAAAGAAAAGAAUUCCAAAAGCGAGCACCAUCAGGCAAGCUCCGCCAGAAAGAACAACAGGAGAUCCGUGAACUGGAAGAUCGAAUCUGCGUCGAAAUGCCUCUCCCUGGCCUCACAUGGGAACCCCCUUUCCUCCACUCUUCUGCUUCCUCUGCUUCCGCUGCUUCCGCUGCUUCUUCUUCUUCCUCUGCUUCUUCUGCUUCUUCUUCUGAAGGCGUCGUUGAGGAGGGAGCCAUGGCUCGAGCGGCAGGGAAAGAAGAAGGCGACCCUUCUGUCUCGCGCGAAAACGCUGCAGGGACACCGACCUUGUCUCGCUUCUUUUUCUCGGAUCUUCCGCUCAGUCAGUACACGCGACGAGGCCUGAAGGAGGGGGGCUUCCACCUGCUGAGCUCCAUCCAGGCCCGGGCGAUUCCCCAUGCGCUCCGAGGCGCCGACGUCCUCGGCGAAGCGAAAACCGGCAGCGGCAAAACGCUCUGUUUCGUCAUUCCUGUUCUCGAGUGUCUGUACAGAAACUGCGUGAGCAGCAUCGACGGCUUGGCGGCUCUCAUCCUCGCGCCCACACGAGAGCUCGCCGUGCAGAUCUUCGAUGUUAUCAAACUCGUAGGCCGGCAUCACGAAUUCUCGGCGGGAUGUUUGAUCGGAGGGAAGAGUGUACAAGCUGAGGCUCAGCGCGUAAAUGCUUUGAACAUCGUCGUCGGUACUCCCGGUCGUGUUCUUCAACAUAUGGAAGAGUCGCAGCUGUGGGAGGCGAAUGGCCUAAAAAUCUUAGUGAUUGAUGAAGCAGAUCGGAUGGUCGAUUUGGGAUUCUUCGAAACGUCUCGCCUCAUCAUUAAUCAACUGCCUCCCGAAAGACAGUCGCUGCUCUUCUCCGCGACUCUGAAAAGCGCAGUGAAACGUCUCGCCGCUCUCGCUGCUUCGACGGACGCAGAGUGCAUCUCCGUCGAUCCUGGCGUGAGCGCGACUCCGGUGUCGCUACGGCAGAACUACGUGGUGGUGCCUGCGCAGCACAAACUCAGCGCUCUUUUCUCUUUUUUGCGAACGCAUUCUUCCAAGAAGAUUCUGGUCUUCGUCUCAAGCUGCAAACAGACCCGCUUUCUGUACGAAGCGUUCCGCAUCCUCAAGCCUGGUUUGGCGCUCAUGUAUCUGCACGGUCGGCAGAAGCAGCAGAAGCGUCUGGAAGUCUUCCAGUCCUUCGUAGAUCGCACAGGAGAGUGCUGCCUCAUCAGCACAGAUCUCGCGUCUCGCGGAAUCGACUUCACGCAGCUCUCUCUGUUUGAGACGAGCAAACAGCGAUCUGGUCCGCGGGGCUUUGGAAAGCGACGGGGACGCCGCGAAGGAGAAACGAACGGCGUAGAGACAACAUACAAGAAAGGCGCGCGAGAAGCCGAGACUCGCGGCGUCGACUUCGUCGUCCAGCUCGACUGUCCAGACAGCGUAGAGACGUACAUCCAUCGAGUCGGAAGAACUGCGAGAAUGCAGCGAACAGGUCAAGCUCUCCUCAUGAUUCUCCCUUCAGAAACGAAAUUCGUAGACAGACUCCGUGACAAAAAGAUCGAGAUGCAGCAGCUCUUCAUGAAUCCAAAGAAGGCCGUCCGUGUUGAAAACAAGCUGCAGUCGAUCCUUGCGCAAAACACCGCCCUCAAAUUGCUUGCACAACAAGCACUGUCGAGCUACCUGCGUUGUGUCGCAUUGAUGCCCGACAAGAGCGUCUUCUCGCUUCCAACGGAUAAGAAGGCCCUGACUGCUUUGGCGAACGCGUACGGACUCUCUCUGCCUCCAAAUGUCACUCUUCUCGCUGACGAGAAGACGAAAAACCGUGAGAGUCAGGACGGCGACGAAGACGAACUCUGCACAGGAGGAGCAGUCGCCGUGACGGAGAUGAAGAAGAAAAAGAAUUUGUCGAAACUCGAGCGAUUCAAGGAGAAAAUCCGACAAAAGAAGGCAGAGAAAGCGGCUAGACAGCACGCUCAAAGGAUGGAGACCGAGACAGAAGCGACAGAAACAGAGAAAGAGGAGAAAGAGAAGCAGGAGAAGAAGGAAGUGAGGAAGAAGAGAGAAGAGACCGAGAGGACGCUGACGUUGUUGCAAGAGAGAGAACAGAACGAGGAUGAAGAGGGCGGAGAGGAGGCGGCUGCGAACUUAGAUGACGACGGCCUCCUCGUUCUGAAGGACAGAGAAGAUGAUGCAGAUCUCGACGAAAAAGAAAGAGGACGCUUGCUCCACGAACAACUCAUGAGGAAACCAGGUUUCAGACGAGAAAGGCUUCGCUUCCGAGCAGAUGGCACAGCGAAAGUGAAGGGCCUUGCUGCUGCCUCUCUGCAUCAAAGCCAUGUUUUCUUUGGAGACGAAGAAGACGAAGGAGACAGCGGAGACGAAGGAGACAGCGGAGACGAAGGAGACAGAGGAGACGAAGAAGAGAGGCGAGGUGAAGAGGGAGAAGGAGACUUACCGUCGGCGUCUGGUCGCGCCGCGUUCCUUCGGAGGAUGCGAGAGAAAGUUAUGGCGGCACAACAGGAAGACAAGGAGAGAAAUCGACAGAGAAUUCAAGAGCUUCACACGAAACAGAGACAGAAGGCCCGCGCUCGGCGCCAGGCUCAGGCUGCAGAGCAAGGUACUGCUCCUCACGCUCUGUUGGACCUGCGCAGUUUGCCGGGGGACGAAGAGGAAGGAAGCGCGGGAGAGCGAGGAGACAGCGAGGAGGAAGCUACGGAGUCUGACAGAAGACUUCCAACCUCGUCUUCUGAAAGUGAAUCAGAAAUGCAGAGUGGAAAGCGACAGCCGAAACGACGCGCGAGAGAAGAACGCGCAACGGGAAGAGGAAGCAAACGGCAACGAAGCAACAGAUCCUCGACUGACGACACAGACAACAAAGUUGAAGAACAAGAUUUGGAGGCCCUCGCUCUGCAGGUUUUACAGGGGAAGAACGUCGCUUAAUUCUCUUUCUCGCCUUUCCCUGUUCGCUUCGCUGUCUUGUGGGACAGAUCUCGCAAGUGCCGUUUUCCCUUCAUGCGCUUUUGUGUCGGACUGUGUUCUUUCUGUCUUCGCCUCGGGCUCCGCUGAUCUGUUUCGUCUCCUGUUCUUUUCCCCUUCUUUUCUUAUUUCGCUUCUCGGCUUUACGAUUUUUCUGGCUGCAUCUUUCGAGCCUGGAAAGUCCACUCCUUGUCGUGACUGAAAACCCUUCGCCUUCCGCUUUCGUUCUCUGAGGACGAACGCCAAAAUUUUGGAACUAAAGAACGAAUGGCUUCUCGACCAGAGAGACGACAGUGAGAAGUCUCUCCCCUUCCGCUAGUGUCCGGUGUACGUACACCCCAGAGUGGCGAGUGGACUUUUUCUGUCGAAGCCAAGUCCAAGCGGUGCUCUGGAGAAGCAAGACACACUGCCUCC